Messenger RNA from Trematosphaeria pertusa, 1613 nucleotides. Its product is annotated as LuxS/MPP-like metallohydrolase. Gene Ontology annotation, cellular component: mitochondrion. Gene Ontology annotation, molecular function: metal ion binding. The transcript has 4 exons. Lineage: Eukaryota; Fungi; Ascomycota; Dothideomycetes; Pleosporales; Trematosphaeriaceae. The coding region runs from base 39 to 1415 and encodes 458 amino acids. The record is from RefSeq and is a predicted model, not a curated record.
CACCACAUCCCGCCCCGCAGCCCGGCGCCCGCUUCACCAUGUUCUCCCGCACGACAGCCUGCCGGGGCGCCCAGCGAGCUGCCCGCCAGCAGGCCGUCCGCCCGGCCCAGCGCCGAGGCCUCGCUGCUCCGGCCUCAGGAUCCUUCCAGUAUCAGUCGGGCGAGGCCAACGGCGUCAAGUUCGCCAGCAGAGACUUUGCCGGCCCGACCACGACUCUCGCGCUCGUAUCGAAGGCGGGGACGAGGUACCAGCCGCUGCCCGGCCUGACGGAGGGUGUGAUGAACUAUGCAUUCCGGAGCACCGAUCGAAGGUCGACGUUGCGCAUUAUUCGAGAAUCCGAGCUCCUCGGAGCCGAAUUGAACCCGUACCACACCCGCGAGAACCUCGUCCUCGAAACCAAGUUCCUCCGCGAUGACCUGCCCUACUUCGUCGAGCUCCUCGCCGAGGUAGCCAGCUCUACCAAGUACUCUCCGCAUGUAUACCAUGAGGAAGUUCUCCCCCUCAUCCACUUUGCCCACAAGCGGUUCCUCGCCAACCCUCUCGACAUGGCUAUCAACUCAGCCCACAGCCUUGCUUUCCACCGCGGUCUGGGUACCCCCACAGCUUCCGCAUCGACGACGCCUUACACCAAGUACCUCGAACCGUCCACCAUCGAGUGGUUCUCCAAGGUCGCCUACGCCAAGCCAAAUUUCGCCAUUGUCGCCAAUGGAGCCGAGCACAGCGACCUUUCGAAAUGGGUGAAUGAGUUUUUCGACGAUGUGCCUGCCACAGCCCCGGAGAACACGGCUGGCACUGAACAGACCAAGUACUACGGAGGCGAGGAGCGCAUUGCUCACGAUAGCGCCAACGCUAUGGUUAUUGCUUUCCCCGGCUCAAGCUCCUUUACCGGUAAAUUCUACAAGCCUGAAAUCGCUGUCCUCGGAUCUCUCCUUGGCGGUCAGUCCAGCAUCAAAUGGUCAUCCGGUUUCUCGCUCCUCGGCAAUGCCAAGGCAUCGCCCGGGACCAAGGUCAAAACAACGAGCGCCAUCUACUCGGACGCCGGCCUGCUGUACACCACCAUCACCGGCGCUGCUGAGAACGUCGCCAAGACAGCGUACACGACCGUCGAGAUCCUGAAAAAGAUUGCGGGAGGCGACAUCGCUAAGGAGGAUAUUGCGAAGGCCAAGGCAAAUGCCAAGUUCAAGGAGCUCGAGUAUGGCCAGGACGUCAAGGCUGGUCUGUUGCUCACAGGAGACGGCCUCGUUUCGAACUCCCAGGCGUACCAGAUCGACGAGGUUGCCAAAGCCAUCGACGGCGUCACAGACGAGGCUGUCAAGUCGGCCGCCAAGUCAUUACUCGAGAACAAGGCGUCAGUAUCAGCGGUGGGUGAUCUCUUCGCGCUGCCGUAUGCUGAGGACCUGGGCCUCAAGGUGUAAAUACAAUAUAUCUGGAGUAGCGCUGAGGUGGAAACAUCGUUUGACUUGGGGCUUUGUGUACCAUUACCUGUGAUUAGUCCCAGAUAGAAGUGUUUAUUAUGAGGAUUUUUCAUUUGUUACUCUUUCAUUGUGACUGCGCGUGAGAAUCGCGUCAAGCUGCGGAAGGUAUCCUGUCAAUACUUAUAUCCUUGAUGAAGC